AUUUGACACAACAGUAUCUUCUCUGAUAUUUCACCAUGAAGUUCAUCGUAUUCCUGGCAAUCGCUCUGGCUUUGGUGGCCGUCGUGGUGCAGGCUCAGCCCGUUCCCGAGGAGGAUCACAUUCCAGCGGAACAUCCUUUGGUUGAACAGGAGGCCCACAGUCGCCAGAAGCGGGCCACCUGCGACCUGCUCUCCAAGUGGAACUGGAACCAUACCGCCUGUGCCGCCCACUGUCUUACCAAGGGGUUCAAGGGAGGAUAUUGCAGCGACAAGGCCGUCUGUGUUUGCCGCAACUAAUUUAGUUGUCAUGUGUAACAUCCGAAAUGUAUACAACAGAAUGAAAACCGAAAUAUGUAAAAAUUGUAAAUAUUUUAAAAAUAAACGGUUUAUUUAAUCAACCUA
This is a messenger RNA of Drosophila rhopaloa, 401 nucleotides long. RefSeq names its product defensin. Gene Ontology annotation, biological process: defense response to bacterium; humoral immune response. The transcript has a single exon. NCBI's taxonomy places the organism in Eukaryota, Metazoa, Arthropoda, Insecta, Diptera, Drosophilidae. The coding region runs from base 36 to 296 and encodes 86 amino acids. The record is from RefSeq and is a predicted model, not a curated record.